Elgaria multicarinata webbii is the source of this 3640-nucleotide messenger RNA. RefSeq names its product solute carrier family 27 member 3 (gene SLC27A3). The coding region runs from base 1 to 1884 and encodes 627 amino acids. Gene Ontology annotation, cellular component: endoplasmic reticulum. Gene Ontology annotation, molecular function: long-chain fatty acid transmembrane transporter activity; long-chain fatty acid-CoA ligase activity. The record is from RefSeq and is a predicted model, not a curated record. NCBI's taxonomy places the organism in Eukaryota, Metazoa, Chordata, Lepidosauria, Squamata, Anguidae. The transcript has 11 exons.
AUGUGGGCAGCCGGGCUGCUGGCGGCGCUGGGGCUGGGGCUGCUGCUGCUGCUGCUGGCGUCGUGGCGCGCGCUGUGGCCCCACGCGUGGGCCGACGUGGCCUUCGUGGCGCGGGCCGGCUGCUGCGCGGGCCGGCUGCUGCGGCGGCGGCGGGGCGGGCAGGCGCGCAGCCUGGCGCAGCGCUUCGGCCGCCUGUGCCGGGCCCGGCGGCGCCAGGUCUGGCUGCGCUACGAGGAGCGCAGCUUCACCUACGGCCAGGCGGAGCGGGAGAGCAACCGCGUGGCCAACGCGCUGCUGCGGCUGCCGGGCGAGCCGGCGCCGCUCCUGCCCGGCCACACGGUGGCGCUCCUGGUGGGCAACGAGCCCGCCUUCGUCUGGGCCUGGCUCGGCCUCGCCAAGCUGGGCGUCGUGCCCGCCUUCCUGGGCACCGCGCUCCGCCGAGGGGCGCUCCUGCACUGCCUGCGCGCCUGCGGGGCCCGGGCCGUCCUGGUGGGCCACGACCUGUUUGAAGCUGUGGAACCCAUCCUUCACAGUUUGGAGGAACUGGGUGUCGCGGUUUGGGUGAUGGGCAAGGGACCCUAUCCUCCUGGCGUGACCGGCCUUCAGGAGCUCUUGGAGGAAGCCUCAGAAGAGCCGGUGCCCUACGACCUCUCCACCCCAGGCAGCUUGUCGGACACCUGUCUCUACAUCUUCACCUCCGGGACCACAGGGCUUCCCAAAGCGGCUCGCAUCAGCCACCUGAAAACCAUCCUGUGCUUGGGAUUUUACAACCUGGUGGGGGCUUCCAGCUCGGACGUGAUCUACAUAGCACUGCCCCUCUACCACAUGUCGGGGUGUCUCUUGGGUGUCGUUGGCUCUUUGGGCAUAGGUGCCACUUGCGUGCUGAAGAAGAAAUUCUCCGCCAGCCAGUUCUGGCCCGACUGCCAGCGCUACGGGGUGACGGUCUUCCAGUACAUCGGAGAGUUGUGUCGCUACCUUGUCAACCAGCCCCAGGGCCCUGGGGACCGGAAGCACGGCUUGCGCAUGGCCGUGGGCAGCGGCCUGCGGCCCGACGUCUGGCGUGAGUUUUUGCGCCGCUUCGGGGACCUGCGCGUGGUGGAGACCUACGGCAUGACGGAAGGCAGCGUCAGCUUCUUCAACUACACGGGCACGGUGGGGGCCGUGGGGCGUUCCUCGUGGAUUUACAAGCUCUUCAGUCCCUUCGAGCUGGUCCGUUACGACGCGCUCCAGGGGGCUGUUCUAAGGGACGAGUUGGGACGGUGCCAGCGUGUAGGGCCAGGAGAGCCGGGCCUUCUGAUCGCGCCGGUGACGCAAAAGACGCCGUUCCUGGGAUACGCCGGAGGACGCGAGCUGUCGGAGUCCAAACUCUUGCGUGGAGUCUUUGCUGAUGGGGACACCUAUUUCAACAGUGGCGAUUUGAUGGUACAGGACAGCCGAGGGUUUGUCAGUUUCUGGGACCGCAUCGGCGACACCUUCCGAUGGAAGGGGGAGAACGUGGCCACGACGGAAGUGGCUGAGAUCCUCGGCAGCCUGGAGAACCUGCAGGAGGCCACUGUCUAUGGUGUCGCGGUUCCAGGACAUGAAGGCCGUGCAGGGAUGGCUACCGUGGUUCUGCGACCCGAGCGAGAGUUUGACGGAGCCCAGGUCUACGCGCACGUGGUGGAGUUGCUGCCCCCUUAUGCCCGCCCUCGCUUCCUACGCAUUCAGGACCACCUGGAGGUGACGGAGACCUUCAAACAGAAGAAGGUCCGCCUGGCGUCCGAAGGAUUCGACCCCGCGCAGAUUCCAGAUCCCCUCUUCUUCCUGGACGAUGCCUCUAAGACGUACGUGCCUCUGAACCGUCACAUCUGGGAGGGGAUAGUCGCUGGCGACGUCCGGUUAUAACGUGCGCACGCCCUCGCCCCGUACGUCUCCACAUCCCAGCGUGCCGUGCUCUGGGCAGGAGGGAGCGGUGCAUGCUGGGAAAUCCUGGUCUCUGCCGUCGGUGUGCCAGCCUUAAAGGCCCCCGUGCUUCUCUUGCUUGACGCCCCCUCCGACAGAUGGCAGGGCCCGGCUGGGUGUUCUCACUGGGGGCGCAUCGCCGUCUUGCACUGGUGUCUCGACAUAAUUCCCAGCCCAUCCGUCCAGAUCAUGUAAAGCUAAAAGCCUCGUUUGGUGCGUGGUGCAUAUAAGUGCCCGAAGGGCUGCAUUUGACUGGUUCCCUAGAGCAGGACUGCAGAAGCAAUUCCGGCCCUCCAAUUCUGGUUUCGUCCCUCUCUCCCAGUUUUUGUGCAUUUCCCCCCCAUCGUAAAAGGUCGAAAAGCCUCUCCCAAGCCUCAGUUACGGGCCGUAAGAGCCGUAGGCAAAAAUAAGUUGGCGUUUUGGACCCUGGACCUUUUUCUUCGGCCGGGCCCAGCGUUGCCCCCCCCCCCCCCCAAGAUGGAUUUUGGCACUUGGGAGCGCAAAGCAGUUCCGUGGCCUGGGCUGGACUUUUGCACCUUGCUGAAGGUACAUUAGAUGCCAAUUCAUUGAUCCGGAUUCCUCUCCGUGCUUCUUCGGUCCGUGUAGAGGGGAUAUGAGCGCUCUUCGGGGGGAUUGUGAGUUUGUUUGGGGGACCGGAAGUGUCUGGUGGGGGCGGUCGCAGCCAAUUGUCUUCUGAGCUGGGUGGCUCAACUGGAUUGAGCUGGCGUUCCAGUGUCAACACUGACUCCCCGUAGCAUUCAAGCGACCGGUUUGCAUUCCAAAAAGCCCUGAGCAGGGCUUGCACGCCCUUUGCCUUACUUCCGUCCCGUGGUCACAUCUUCAAUUUCAGGGUUGCCGAUUCCAGGUUCAAAGGAUCUGCUUUGACAUCUGAAGUUUGCCAGGCCCAAAACAGUGACUUUGGGGGCGGGGGGCGGAGCUAUGUGCAAAAUGGUGGCUCUUGGGGGUGGAGCCAGCAACCGACUCCGCCCCCUGAGCUGGACAGCUGAGUAGGACCUUCACCUACGCAUUUAAACUGAAGCUACUUCAGAACUGGCCAUCAGAACUGGUGAAAGGCAACCAGUUAACACACCCAUUUUACAGGCAAGGAACACUGAGCUUGAGCGAUCAGCAAUUAGCACAAGGCCAGCCGUGGCGAAUAAGGUAAUUUGCAAUUUUACUUGCUCUUGUUUAGGCUAGUGGGAGCCAGAAGUUCUGCUCAAUCUACUAUGAGCCAUCCUAAAUCUUAACAGUAGACGCUAAAUCUUAACGAAAACUCCUGUCUUCAUAUAACCUAGGUUGUCCUCUUCGUACGUUACAAUUUACCUUGCUGGGUAAAUCGCGAAGGUCUGGAGAAGAAGGCUGUCAAGGCCUACUAGUCCUGAUGGCUGUGUAUUACUUCCAGUAUCAGAGGCAGUAAACUGGGGAGCGUGAGCAGAAGGGUGCUGUUGCACCGUGUCCUGCUUGUGAGUGCCUGGUUGACAGCUGGUGAGCCCCUGUGCAAACAGAGUCCUGGACUAGACGGACCCUUGGUCUGAUCCAGCAGGGCGUUUCUUACAUUCAUCUAGGCCAGUGUUCCGCAGUCGGUAGCCCCUCCAGGUGUUUCGGCGUACAGAUCCCAGCAUUCCUGACCAUUGGCCAUGCUGGCUGUGGCUGAUGGGAGUUGAGAUCCAAAACGUCUGGGGGGGAAUGCAGAGAGGCG